This is a messenger RNA of Aspergillus lentulus, 1032 nucleotides long. Its product is annotated as endonuclease/exonuclease/phosphatase family protein. Gene Ontology annotation, cellular component: PML body; cytoplasm. The record is from RefSeq and is a predicted model, not a curated record. Gene Ontology annotation, biological process: double-strand break repair. NCBI's taxonomy places the organism in Eukaryota, Fungi, Ascomycota, Eurotiomycetes, Eurotiales, Aspergillaceae. Gene Ontology annotation, molecular function: single-stranded DNA binding; 5'-tyrosyl-DNA phosphodiesterase activity.
AUGAGACUGAACCGCGCCAACCCACAGCCCUUCUACCACUACUUCAACAACACCUGGACGCCAAUCCGGACUUCAACAGACAUCACCAAACCCCCCAACCCAUCUAAUCUCCAUCUAACCCACAGCAAAAACAUAAACAGAAUCCGGCUAACAACCUGGAACAUCGACUUCCAGACUCCCCUGGGCCGCGAACGCAUGGCCGCAGCACUGGAGUACCUGUCCCACCAGCACAGCACCCAGCCCGACGACGAGACCCCAUCAAUCAUCUUCCUCCAGGAGAUGGUCGAGUCAGAUCUCCAGCUAAUCCAGGAAUCGGGCUGGAUACAGGAGAAGUUCUUCAUCACCGAUACCAGCAGCGAUCAUUGGCGCGGGCACUAUGGGACGACGACGAUGAUCGAUAAACAGUUGGUUGUGCGGGGCGUAUUCCGGGUACCGUAUUCGAAUUCAAGGAUGGAGAGGGAUGGGUUAUUCGUUGAUGUUGAUGUUGGGCCCUUCGGGGCCGAAAGUGUAUGCAUCUUACGGCUGUGCAAUACGCACCUCGAGAGUCUUGUUUCUCACCCGCCCAGACGGCCGGUGCAGCUACGUCUCGCCUCGAGCUUCAUGCAUGGGUCUGGUCCUGGGCCUGGGCCUGAGGAUGAGGGCCUGUAUACGCCGCCGACGCCCCAUGCGGCUAUUCUAGCAGGCGACCUUAACGCCUUUGCGCCGGAGGAUCGCUCCGCGCCCGACGAGUGUGGUCUCAGAGAUGCGUUUUUGGCCCUGGGCGGGAGAGAGGGGACGGAGGAGAGUUUCACGUGGGGUCAGCAGGUGCCGGAUUGGAUGAGGGAGCGGUUUGGGUGUAGUCGUAUGGAUAAGAUUCUGUAUUGUGGUGGUGUUGAGGCCAAGAGUCUGAGAAGGAUUGGAGAUGGGGUCACGGUGAAGGUUACUUCUAAUCAGUCUGAGAGUGAGGACGAAGAUUUCUCUGAUGAUGAGGUCUGGGUCACGGAUCACUUGGGUCUACAGGGGGAGUUCGAAAUCCUGUCAUCGAGCUGUUGA